GACAAGGUGUAACUAUUGGUGCAGGUGAUCCUGAUCCCUCAGUCUUCAGGAGUUCCUGGAAACCCAGUUAGGGAGCACUGAGAGUGAAAGAAACCAGCUAUACAACUGCGACCAGCUUCCUAGCCCGAGCCAUGGUGCGGGGACGCCAGCACCAGACGGGGGGCAGGGGAGAGUGCAGCGGUCCAGGCUGGAGAGGGCGAGGAGAAAGAUGGCAGAGCACAUUCCCAGGGAGAGGCAGGCAUUGAGGAGCUCACACGUGGCCGUGCCGAAGACCCAGUGGAAACCCAGGCAGAGGUAGAUGCGAACAGAGUUAUAAAGUAGGACGUGAGCAGGUAGGGCACCAUGGACCAAGGCAACAUGACUCUCCCACCAACCACAGGGGCAAAUUCCAGCCAGACCCCAGCAGCUGUGUGUGCCUCACACCUGGCUGCAGCCGUAUUGCUCUUCCCCACCUUCCUGGUGGGUGUGGUGGGGAACGGGCUGUACCUGUGGGUGCUGAGGCUGAAGAUGAGGAUGACGGUGACCAUGCUCUGGUUCCUUCACCUGAUCUCCUGCUACCUUCUCUUCACCCUGCUGAUCCCCUUCUUUGCCGUCUAUGUUCUCCUGGGUUUCCACUGGGUCUUUGGCACAGUCAUGUGCAAAUUCCUCGACACCUGCAUCUCUCUGGGCAUGUUCACCUCUGUCUUCCUUCUCACGCUCAUCAGCCUGGACCGCUACACCAUCACUCACCAUCCCAUCUGGUGCCGGCAUCACCACAAUGUGCUCCGAGCUCAGAGGCUGGUUGCGGGUGUGUGGCUGGCCUCCUUCAGUCUCAGCACUCCCUACCUGGCUUUCCGGGAGACCUGGAUGUUGGAUGGGGGCAGAAUCAUCUGCAUUAACAAUUACGCCCUCUCCAGAGACUGGAACAGAGCCGAGCCACAGGAGCUGGGGAGACGGGUCCACCUGGCCAUCUUCAUGGUCCGGUUCCUGCUAGGCUUCUUUCUCCCCUUCUGCACCAUCGUGGGAUGCUGUGGCCUGGUGGGGCUGAAGAUGAAGGAGAAGAAGCUGGCGUGGACAGGGAAGCCCUUCAAAGUCAUGGUGGCCGCGGUGUUUUCCUUCUUUCUCAGUUGGCUGCCCUACCACCUCUACCAGAGCUUGAAGCUCUACAGGAAGGAGGUGCCAGAGUCAGCGAUUGGUGCCUUCUUGGUCAUUUACACCUUCACGACCUGCUUCACUCCCAUUCUCUACCUCUUUGUGGGGGAGAAGUUCUGGCAGGUCUUCAGGACGUCUCUUCUCACUCUGGUCAAAGCGGCUUUUGUUGACGAUCUUAGCAGCAGUGCCCCCAAGUAUAGCAGAAGACAUGGGUCUGAAUUUGAGACCACAAAAACAGGAGAUGGCCUGAAGAUGGCCAGGUUCAGGGAGAGUUGAACAUUUGGUAUCCCAUUUCUUUCUAGGUUCCUCAUGGUUCUAAAAUCUGAUGGGUUCCAGGUACCUCACUUUUUAUAAACCCUGCAGUCUCCCUGAAUUCUAGAUUCCCGGCUCUCUCCAGAAUCCCAUACAUUCUAGGUCUCUCAUUUUUUUCGUACUCAAUGGCCCGUCAAUGGCACCAAACCAGUAGACAGCUCCAGAAUCUUGUUUGGUUUUGAUCUCUCAAUGUGUUCUCACCUAAGUGACUCCCUUGGAUUCUGCAUCACUAGCAGGCUCUGGAAUCUCAUUUAUUAUAAGCCUCUCAGUGGGUUCAUACUCAAAGUCCAUGGGUUCUAGAUUCCUGACUGGACCAAAGACAUCACUGGAUUCUAGAGUGUUUUCAACCCACAUAGAAUCCAACAAGUUCCAGAUUCUUGCUAAAAGUUUCAUCCUGGUUCUAGAUUUCCAAAUGCUUUAAAAUCCAUUAGAUGUAGUAUAUUAUAGAAGAGUCUGUGUAUUAUAAUAGAGAUAUCUAGCUUGUCUAGCUUCUCUAGUGCUUGUCAUCAGUAGAUCUCAAAGAACUUUACCAAGAAGGUCAUUAGCAGUCUUCCAGUUUUUACAAAUGGAGAAACUGAGGCACGGUGUGGGGCAGUGACUUGGCCAAGGUCACUCAGUAGAACUUUCAGUCUGGCCAGUGGCCGAACCGGGAACAAACCCAGGUCUCCUGCAUCCCAGCCCAGGUCUCUAUCCAUUGCAUUUCCUUAGAUUGUGAGCUCUCUGGGACACCACCUGUCUUUUUGUUCUGUGUUUGUACAGCACCUAGCACAGUGGGGCCUUGGGCCAGGACUGGGGCUCCAAGAACCACCUGAAAUAAAAUAUAAUAAGGAAUAAUCAUUCCCAGGCUUUUCUUGAACUACAUAGAUUCUGUAAGGCUUGUGUGGUGCCUCUGAAAUAUUUUAUAACCACCGUGUGACCCAAUCACUGGGAUAUUUAGUGUGUGGAGGCUCUGGUUUAGUUUAAGAGCGGCCAGUAAGGAAAACAAGCCAGCACAACAAAGAGCGACUCCAGAGAAACCACCUGCCCAUGAACACUUCAGGGUGGUGAAGAGGUAAUGUCCAAGUAACCAAGAAGAUCCCACCUGCCAGCUCUAGCCAAGUUACAAAACCUUGGCCAAGGCUCAGGGCUAGCAGAUGAAAAGGACGAUAAAGACUUCAGAAGACCCUCUUGGUGGAUUCUCCAUCUCCAGUAAUUUUUAAGGCAGGAUUGGGUGCUUUUCAAAGAGGUCUGACUCUAGUUCAAUCAGGGACUAAUUCAGGGAUGUUCUGCAGGAAGUCAGAGUAGGGGACCACCAUGCUCCAUCUGGCCUUGGAAUCUCUGAUUCUUGCCAGAGGUGAGGCAGAUGCUGUUGGGGUGCU
Dermochelys coriacea (leatherback sea turtle) is the source of this 2801-nucleotide messenger RNA. Its product is annotated as probable G-protein coupled receptor 33. The record is from RefSeq and is a predicted model, not a curated record. Gene Ontology annotation, molecular function: complement receptor activity; G protein-coupled receptor activity. Lineage: Eukaryota; Metazoa; Chordata; Testudines; Dermochelyidae. The transcript is spliced from 2 exons. Gene Ontology annotation, biological process: complement receptor mediated signaling pathway; positive regulation of cytosolic calcium ion concentration; phospholipase C-activating G protein-coupled receptor signaling pathway. Bases 343 to 1407 code for a protein of 354 amino acids. Gene Ontology annotation, cellular component: plasma membrane.